Messenger RNA from Glarea lozoyensis ATCC 20868, 1752 nucleotides. Its product is annotated as C2H2 and C2HC zinc finger. Gene Ontology annotation, biological process: regulation of transcription by RNA polymerase II. NCBI's taxonomy places the organism in Eukaryota, Fungi, Ascomycota, Leotiomycetes, Helotiales, Helotiaceae. Bases 1 to 1752 code for a protein of 583 amino acids. The transcript has 3 exons. The record is from RefSeq and is a predicted model, not a curated record. Gene Ontology annotation, molecular function: DNA-binding transcription factor activity, RNA polymerase II-specific; RNA polymerase II cis-regulatory region sequence-specific DNA binding.
AUGGACUCUGCAUACCCUCACGCCCCAGUAAUGGGACAAUCUCCCUUCUUCUACUAUAACCCGGAUCCUAAGCCAGAUAACCGCCAACACGGCCAUUUCUCCCAGCAUCCACAUAAUGUCCAAGUCCCAGUGUACCACCCACAGCCGCCAAUGCAGCCGCAGAUGUUCAAUUCCGGAUUUGCGGGCAACAUGACUCCUAUGGCAUCCCCUCGCCCGAUGUACCAGAAGCCAACGAUUCUGAUUCAGGAGCAUGCUCCUCGGAUGAAGAUGGAGCCACAAAUCAACGAUGCUGACAUGUACUACUACCCAUCAACACCACCCUUGUCCUCAUCUGGAAGCACCUUGAGCAGUCCAUCAACCUGCGAGUCUCUGCACACACCCAUGCACACUGUAUUCCUCGGCCUUGAGGGAUUUGAAGGAGUAAAGGAGGGUUGUGAGAGCGAUGUACAGUCUGAGAAUCUUGCCGGCGGUGACUGGGCCCGAUGCGGAUCACCACCAAUGACCCCAGUGUUCAUCCACCCAAAUUCGCUUACCAGCCACGCUAGUGAACUCCUGUCUGCGACAAGCUGCCCUUCGCUCUCUCCCAGUCCAUCUCCUUACCCACGAUCCGUCAUCUCAGAACAAGACUUCGACUUCUGCGAUCCAAGAAAUCUUACCGUUGCAUCGUCUGCAUCUCCAUCAUUGACCAGAACGGCAGCUGAAUUUCCCGCACUCCCCACAUUGUGCGCAGGAGACGACGAGGAGCACCGUUUCAUGCUAGGGGGUGAUACCUUCCACAAAGUUGAGCAGUCCCAAAACGCCAAGUUUAACUUCACCGCCUCAGCGCACCACGGACUUCCUGCAUUCGAUCAAUUCUCUGACCUCGACUCGGAAGAAGACUUCGUCAACGGACUGGUCAACUUCCCUACCACAGAUAACGCACAGUACUUUGGCACCAAGAGACAACGAACCUGUUCCGGUUCCGACCUCAUCUCCCUCAACAGCGAACCCUUCAUUGCUGAGGAAGAUUUCGAAGAGUACGAGGACUUUGAGGACUCUGAGCAAUUUGCCGUUGCCUGCCUUCCAAGCCCACCUGCAUCGGGAUCCGAGACUGAGGUGAAGAAGGAAAAGAAGACCAAGAAGGCCAAGAAAGCUCGCCGUGACGAGGAAGACGACUCAACAGACUUUGACAACCUUGUCAGGUCACGCAAAUACACCGUCCCAAUGAACUCCGCAUCAGCACCAGAGGGCUCGACUGAGGGUCAACAACACUACUCUGCCAGCCACAGUCACUCUGGUUCAUCCGAACGCCACGCUACUGAAAGUGUAAUGGGUUCAGAGGCCGGUAACACACCAAGCAACGCACCCGUCAACCGACGUGGCCGCAAACAAUCUCUCACCGAGGAUCCAUCCAAAACCUUCGUCUGUGAUCUCUGCAAUCGCCGUUUCCGAAGACAAGAACAUCUCAAGCGUCACUACAGAUCUCUUCACACUGAGGAUAAGCCAUUCGAGUGUCACGAGUGUGGAAAGAAAUUCUCCCGCAGUGACAACCUCUCUCAACACGCACGUACUCACGGCAGCGGAGCUAUCGUGAUGGGUGUGUUGGAGGAUGGCGAAUUACCCGGCGAUCACAUGUCAGGUAGUGACAGUGAACGAGUUCGUCAGCUUGGCGGUGUCCUGUUCAAUGUUGCCCAGAACAUUUCAGGCAGCGAAAGCGAGGGAUCGUCAGGUACCGAUAGUCAAUCCCGCAAGAAGCGCAAGCGGUCCGAUUAA